CAGAAAGAUUUUAAAUGACAGGAAAGUAAGUGAACCUGCAAGAGCAAAACUAGAUAGUAUUCACAACUACCUGAAGAAAAAGUCGAUGACAAGCGAUGGAAAGAUGAGAAAAACAAGGAUUUUUGAAAAGGUGCUGUUCCAAGAAAAGAGAACUCUCCUGGUGUUGCAUUUCUACACUUCUGUUUUCCCAAUAUUAAAGGAGUAUGUUAUGAUGUUCCAAACAAAACAGCCCAUGGUCCAUCGGCUUUAUGACUAACAGCUGGAAUUAUUCAAGGUUUUCAUAACGUACUUCCUGAAGCCAGAGGCUUUUACAAGAAGAUCUGGAAAGCAGAUGAAAACUGUUGAGAUUGAGGACAAAAAUUUUCUCACCAAAGAAGAUAUGUUUUUGGGUGGAAAAACAAGAAAGUUGGUCUUAUCAAUGCCAAAGAAAGACUCUAUCACUGAAAUGUUUUUGGAAAAAGUGGUAUCUGGCUACAAAAGCUGUGGCAUAUAUCUACAGAACAAAUUACCACUAGACAAUAAAGUACUUAGGAGUUUGAGUGCAUUAGACCCAGAUGCAAGACAACAUAGCUCUUUCCUAAAAGCUCUGAAAACUCUUGGAGGUAUAAUUCCAGCUAGACUCACAGAGGAAGAAGAGGACUGCAUAGAAGCAGAAAUACACAGAUUUCAAGCUGAUGACUGUCUGCCUCAAGAAACAGAAAGAGUGGAUUCCUGGUGGGGGAUUAUAAAGAAAUCUGGCCAGUAUCCUGCCUUAUCAAAAGUGGCCAUAGCUGCCUGCACCAUCUUCCAUGGACCCAUGGUGGAAUCCUCUUUUAACACAAUGGGAGAUAUAAUGGAUCCAAAAUCUUCCAACAUGGCAGUUGAGACAUAUAAUUCAAUUCAAACUGUCAAAUACUUCAUUAAAUCAAGAGAAACAACAGCAACAAAAUUAUACAGGAGAGAUGAUUUUCUUUACAGUCCAAUUGAUAGACAGCUGACAAGAAAUAUUAUGAAAUCAAGCUGUACUUACAGGGAGAGGCUGAAGAAAAGAAAUCAUGAUGAAAUGGAAAGAAUUAAUAAAUUACAAGUGAAGAACACAAGUGAAUUGGACUCAAAGAAAAAAGCUAAGCUAACACUUCAAGCUGAGGCAGAGAAAGAUCUUCAAGCUCAUGUCAAACAGCAAGCAAAACAAUGA
Saccostrea cuccullata (small rock oyster) is the source of this 1174-nucleotide messenger RNA. RefSeq lists its product as uncharacterized. Gene Ontology annotation, molecular function: protein dimerization activity. The transcript has 3 exons. Lineage: Eukaryota; Metazoa; Mollusca; Bivalvia; Ostreida; Ostreidae. Bases 332 to 1174 code for a protein of 280 amino acids. The record is from RefSeq and is a predicted model, not a curated record.